Messenger RNA from Alternaria ventricosa, 753 nucleotides. RefSeq lists its product as uncharacterized. Lineage: Eukaryota; Fungi; Ascomycota; Dothideomycetes; Pleosporales; Pleosporaceae. The record is from RefSeq and is a predicted model, not a curated record. Bases 1 to 753 code for a protein of 250 amino acids. The transcript has 2 exons.
AUGUCAGCCCAGAAAGAAAUUACAGGACCAAGAGAAGCUCCCACACACCCCACAUCCUCAUCGUCUGGGAAAGAACGCAGCGACAUGGCCCAACGUGUCAAAGACGACAGAGAAAAGCAAUGCGAAUCAUACGGUCCACAAGUCUUCGAAGAUGCUCGGGCUUUCGAAGCCUCCCUGGAUAACGGAAGAAUCUUCACCCGUGCGUUCUUCGAAAAAGCAGCAGAGCAAGUCGAGAUAGUUCGUAAAGGCGAUCCGAACAUGCCGUUCAUGCUUUUACCACGUGUACUAGGCAAUGGAGAAGUGGAGAAGCGUGUCCCACCGUGUGCCUCGCCCGCGGUCAGCCUGAGUUUCAGCGGGGUCUUCAUUUGUGCUUCUGACACGAUGCGUCCAGCGUAUCACAUCAGGACUCCCCACCAGGGUACUAAGUACGAUUUCAGUGAUACCAGGGCGCUGAAGCCCGAUAGCCUUCAGAAUACAGGUGAGCAGGCGAGCCUACCUUACUCUUCUUCCGAGGAGUACAAAGGAAUCCCGAAAGUCCUCGAGACAUCUUUGCUUCAAAGCAGGUUCUGGGCGAGUGUACGACAGCAGCUCGACGCUCUCACUGUACCAGUCGACAACAUUGUGUGCGUAGCCCUCGGAGCCAUGCACGGAACAGAGGAGGAAGGCAGAAAGGAAGAUACUUCAGCUACACAGCACGUCCUCGCCUGCGCCAUCUCGACCUACCUAUCGCAGCGCUCGCGACAUAGCCUAUAA